GACAGACUGAGGACACCCUCGGACACAAACACACAGGAAUAAACAUAGACAGAGAGACAAGACACAGAAUACACAUAUAUACACACACACACUCACACACACACACUCACACACACACACCAGAGGCAGACAGGUAUCAGGUGGGCCAGGUGAGGACAGCUGCAGGAUGUCUUUGUUUGAGUUUUGGAGGAAGAGGAAGGAGAGAAGAGAAGUUCUUCAGAGGAGCAGAGGGAGGAAGCUCGACCAAUCAGAACUGAAGCGCCUCCUGGGUGACGGUGGAGUUCGGGCGGCGCUGGGUGAUAGCAGAGUGGCAUCUCUUCUGCCCCCUGUUGGUACGGAGGUCUUUAGACGCUUCACAGCCGCCUCACUGGAGGAGAGCCAGAGACGCUAUGAAGCCAAAGAGGAGGAGAGGAAGAAGAGGAAGAACAACCAGGAAGCAAAAACGGUUCAAACUAAACCCACCAAUGACCUGAGAGAAGAGAGGACCCUCCCAUUCUUCUACGGAGACCCGCCCCCAGAGCUCCUCAACACCCCAUUGGAGGAGCUGGAUCCAUACUACCAAUCAGACAAGACGUUCCUGGUUCUCGGUAAAGGAAAUAUAAUCCACCGGUUUGAUUCCGGCUCCGCCUGUCUUCUCUUCAGUCCUUUUAACCCGCUGAGGAUCGGCGCCAUCAGAGUCCUUAUUCACUCUUUCUUCAGGUUUUUCGUCAUGCUCACAGUUUUGACAAACUGUGUCUUCAUGAUGAUAGAGGAUAAGCCAGACUGGAACUACAUUAUGGAGUGCAUCUUCCUGGCUGUCUACACCUUGGAGGUGAUCAUAAAAGUGUUGUCUCGAGGCGUCUGUGUGGGGAAAUGUUCGUUCCUCAGAGACCCCUGGAACUGGCUGGACGUCCUCGUCAUCAGCACAAUGUUGCUGUCUGAGUUUGUGGUUUCGGUGGAUCUUUCUUUUCUGACGUUGUUCCCUCGAAUUUUGAAGCUUCUACCACUCAUUCCAGGUAUGAAGUCCACCAUGAAAGUUCUCAUCCAAUCAGGGAAGCGUCUGGCAGGUGUCACGGUGCUGACAGUGUUCUGCCUCAGCUUCUUCGCUCUGAUUGGUCUUCAGCUCUUCAUGGGACAGCUGAAGAAUAAAUGUGUCAUGUGGCCGGUGAACGUGACGGACAGCUACCAUGAGAACGGAACAUUGGGCUUUGAUUUCUACAAGUACAUCAAUAACAACUCGAAUUACUAUUAUCUUCCUGGUCAGCUGGACGCUCUGCUGUGUGGAAACAGCUCUGCUUCAGGGAUGUGUCCGGGGGGUUUCACCUGUUUGAAGACCGGUCAAAACCCAACCUACGGCUACACCAGCUUUGAUUGGUUCGGCCCGUCUCUGCUCUCUAUGGUCAGACUGAUGACUCAUGACUUCUGGGAACACCUGAUGAUGCUGACGUUGAGAGCAGCAGGCAAAGAGUACCUGGCGGUCUUCCUGCUGGUCUUCUUCCCCGGGUGUUUCUGCCUCCUCUGCCUCAUUAUAUCGGCGGUUGCUAUGGCGAUAGGGGAGCAGGAGGAAGCCGCGGUUGCUAAGGCUCACCUGAGAGAACGAGAGUUCAGUCAGAUCCGGGUGGCGCUGGAGAGCGGAGACGAAGAACAGCGGGCAGCCAGCAGGGCGGCGCUCUCUGAGACAGAGGGGGAGAAGAUCCCAAAGAAGCAACACAACAAAGUGGAGGGCCCUGAGGACGGCGGCUGGUGUUCCCCUUGUGGCCCGGCCUUCACUGACCCCUGUCUGAAGUGGACUUGUUGUGGCUGCUGGCUCAAACAGCGUAUCUUCAGCUUCGUCAUGCACCCGAUGUUCGACCUCUUCAUCGUCCUCUGCCUCGUCCUGAACAUCGUGUUCAUGGGGAUGGAACACUAUCCUAUGUCGGAGCGGUUCGAGUCCACGCUGGCGACGGCUGAUCUGGUCUUCCUCUUUAUCUUCUUGGCUGAAAUGGUUCUCAGAAUCAUCGCCCUGGACCCGUACGGCUACUUCCGGGUGGGCUGGAACAUCUUCGAUUGCAUCAUCAUUUCCCUCAGCUUCGUCAUGAUGAUGUUCGAGCUGAUCGGCUUCUGGUUAACAGUGCUGCGAGUGUUCAGGCUUGCCAGGUGGUGGCCUGCGUUCCACAAGUUCCUGAAGCUGGUCUGGUCCUCGGUGUGCGCCCUGAGGAACCUGACUCUGGUCCUGCUGGUCCUGGUCUUCCUGUUCAGUGUGGUCGACACACAGCUGUUCCAGAAUAACUACAGAGACUGUGCUUGCCGCAUUAGUACAGACUGUGAGCUCCCACGCUGGCACAUGAGCGACUUCUACCACUCCUUCCUCCUGGUCUGCAGGGUCCUGUUCGGAGAAUGGAUCGAGACUCUGUGGGACUGCAUGCAGGUCUCAAAUAAAGCCACUUGUCUGCUGUUCUUCAUGACUCUCGUGGUCAUCGGGAAACUGCUGGUCAUGAGUCUGUUCCUGACCCUGUUGCUGAGCUGGGUGACCAGUGACUGUCUGUAUCCAUCACAACAAACGGAGAGGACCAGCCUGCACGCCGCUGUAGUCCAGAUCAGAAGGACUUUCCGACGUCUGCUGGGAAAGGAGAAUCCAGAUCCAACAGCUGCUGACAGCGAGGACGGGGACAGGAAGGACGGCCUGGCCCUGGACCUUGUGACCUCGGACCAGUAUUCGUCAGAGCUUCAGGCCCUCAAAGGGGAAACCAGCGAGCGGCUGGACAUCGAGUCCCAGAGAGUCCCCAUCGCUGAGAUCCAGGAUCCACUCAAAGCUGAGAAAGAAAUGACCAGUGACGAUGAGACCAAGUGUCCUGAGGGUCAGCCGGACCAACAGGAUCCAGAUCAGAGAGGAACACCUGAGGACUGCUGCUGUGACGGGUGCUAUCGAUGCUGUCCCCUGCUGGACUUAAAUAAGUCCCAGAGCCUGGGGAGGGUCUGGUCUACCUUCAGGAGAAGCUGCCUCUCCAUCAUUCAGCAUCGAGCCUUUGAGGCCUUCAUCUUCCUCAUCAUCGUGCUGAGCUGUACAGCUCUGGUGUUUGAGGACAUUCACCUGCCUCAGCGUCAGGUCCUGAAGAUGGUGGUGGAGAUUGCAGACCAGGUGUUCACCUUCGUCUUCCUGCUGGAGAUGCUUCUGAAGUGGAGCGCUUUGGGACUGAAGAAGUACUUCACGGACGCCUGGUGCUGGCUGGACUUCCUCAUCUUAGACGUGUCUCUCGCCUGUCUAAUCGCUGGCCUGAUGGGAUCCUCUGAGUGGGGAGCCUCCAUCUUCUCUCUGAGGGCCCUGAUGCCUCUGAGGAUCCUGUCCCGCGUCCAGGGCCUGAGGGUGGUGGUUCAUACUCUGGUCCGGUCUUUUCCGUCCCUGUUUGAUGUGGUUCUGGUGUCUUUGAUGGUCUGGUUUGUCUUCUGCCUUGUGGGCGUGAGGCUGUUCGCUGGGAAAUUUCAUUUCUGUUUCAAUGAGACGUCAGAGGAGUACUUCUUAGCUGAGCAUGUGAACAACAAGACCGAGUGCUUCUACCUGAUUGAUGCAAACUUCACUGAAAUCAGAUGGAAGAACGCCAAGUACACCUUCGACCACAUGGGGGCCGGUUACCUGUCACUGUUUGUGGUGGCGGGGUCAGGUAGUUGGAUGGACAUCUUGUACUCAGCUUCAGACGCGACGAGGAUCGAAGAUCAGCCACAGUAUGAGGCGAACCUGAAGGCAUACCUUUACUUUGUCUUCUUCAUCAUCGCCGUCUUCUUCAACUUCAACUUCAUCGUAGGAGCAAUCCUCCACUCCCUGCAGAAAGACAAGUCUGAAGGUAGACCUCUCUUCGUGACGAUGGACCAGGUGAAAUUUAUGAAAGCCCUGAAAAGUCGACUCAGCAGGAAACCUCAGAAUCCAGCUCCUCAGGGCUCGUGCCGGGCUCGGCUCUUUGGCCUGGUGACCAGCCUGCAGUUUGAAGUGUUCAUGGCGGUGGUGGUCUGCCUGUACAUGGUGGUUCAGAUGGCAGAGACGGAAGAUCAGAGUAUGCAGGUGGACAUCAUUAUGAACUGGGUCCACUUCACCUUCUUCAUCAUCAUCCUCAUCGAGUUCAUCCUGAAGAUCAUAGCAUUCGCAUGCCAUUACUUCAAGUCCAGCUGGAACAUCCUGGACUUCCUGGUGCUUCUUGUAUACUGUAUUGGUCUGUUCCUCGCUGACCUCUUUGAAAAGUAUUUUGUGUCACCUCCUGUUUUUUCCUUGCUCCGAUUGGCUUGUGUUGCUCGGGUGAUUCAUCUGAUUCCCCGGACCAGGGGGAUCAGGAAACUGGCCUGGGCCUUGUUAAUGUCACUUCCUGCCAUCUUUAACAUCAGCCUCCUCUUCUCCAUCCUGACGAUCAGCUACUCUGUCUUUGGCAUGUUUAACUUCGCCUACAUGCAGAGAACGGCUGGGAUCGAUGACAUGUAUAACUUUGAGACAUUUUGGAACAGUCUGAUCUGUUUAGUGAUGACCUCGCCCUCCUCUACGUGGGCUGGUCUGCUCUUACCCAUCAUGGACACGCCCCCUGACUGUGACCCUCUCAUGGAGCACCCAGGACUGAUGGACACAAGUAACUGUGGCAAUCCAAUGGUCGGCAUUGUCUUCUUCGUCACCUUCAUCAUCCUGUCCUCCUUACUGCUGGUUCACCUGUACAUCGCAGUCCUCCUGGAGACCUUCAGUCUAAAGAACCCGGGGCACCCGAGUGACCGGGACCUCGACAUGUUUUAUAACACCUGGAGGAAGUUUGACCCCGACGCCUCCCAGUGCAUACAGUACAGUGAUCUGUCAGAUUUCUGCAGUACUCUGAAGGACCCGCUGAGGAUCCCCAAACCAAACUCCAUCAGACUGAUCCACAUGGAUCUGCCACUGCUGCCUGGAGACAAGGUCCACUGCAAGGACAUUCUGCUGGCUCUGUCCACACAGGUGUUUGGUGACUCAGUGGAUGUGGAGACUCUCAAAACCAGACUUGAAGAAAAGUUUGCAACCAACUCCAAGGUGUCCUGUGAACCCAUCAGCAGCACUCUGCAGAGGAAACAGGAAGAUGUGGCAGUGACAGUGAUCCAGAGAGCGUUCAGGAAACGCCUCCAGCAGAACGCAGACGGGGCGGGACAGUCUGCGGGUGGUGCUGAGGGUGGUGGUGCUGAGGGUGGUGCAGAUGUUUAAGAUUCUGACUAAGCUGCAGAAGACCAGGUGACUUCCUGUCAGGAGAGUGUUAGGAGUCAUGUGACCAGGUUUUACACACUGAGACACAGCUGUCGUCUUCAUAUCAAGACUAACUCCAAUUACGCCAAUCUCCUAUAACUAACAACCCUCAUCGUAUAACCUUUAUUACCAUGUUCAUGUUCUCAUAACCAUGCUGCUGUAGUGACUCAAAUAUAAGAUUCUGCAAAGUGAGUGUAUCCUUCAUGACGGAGAUCAGGCGUCACCGCUGCAGCGCUAAAAGGAGGAAAGAUGGAGAGACACGGGGAGCGGAGGACAGUAACUGCUGAGGCGGAGAGACGCCGCCGUAAUCCAGAGACGUUAGCCGACCGUCACACAGUCAAGAGAGAGAGAGUACUGUCCAGAGACCACGAGUGGAUCCAGACCGUCUUAGAGGAGUACAGAGCCUCAUCCACCCGACACACCACAGCGUGUUAUUACAGCAGGAGUAUUGAUACCUGAGUGCAUCACUGACAGGGUCCUUUUUAUUUCAUUGAUUAUAGAUUAUCGUUCGUUCAAAGACUACAAACAUUAGCUUCAUUCAGCGUGGGAUCUUAGUCAUGUAGUCUUGAUGGAGGGGGGGCCGUCUGAUCGGCAGUGUGGUCUUAUAUUAGGGUCAUUAUGGUGACAUCAUCAUUAUAAAUAUGUUCAUGUGAGUCAGAGCUGAGCAGCUCCACUAACUCUGUCUUAUAUCAUCACAAACAGUGCGUCAGUUUGUUAGCCUACAGCUAAGCUAAACGAUAACAUCAACCAUAUUUAAUCAACAGUGUUUACCAUUAUUUAGAAUCACAACAUGCUAACACUUAUACCCUCCCAGUUUAGAUUCUUCAACUCUCACCAUUCAGGAAUGAAGCGCUGAUCGUGUCUUUACAUCGGCUUUAAACGUGACUCACUCACACGGAGGAUCUGAUUCAGGUUACAGUGAGAGACAGGCAGACAGGAGAGAGAGGGACAGACAGGAUCCCAGUGUGCCAGUUCCCCCAGCAGUCUAAGCCUGUAGCAGCCUGAGCUUGUAGCAGUCUGAGCCUGUGCCAGUCUGAGCCUGUCGCAGUCUAAGCCUAUAGUAGUCUAAGCCUGUCGCAGUCUAAGCCUGUCACAGUCUAAGCCUGUUGCAGUCUAAGCCUAUAGUAGUCUAAGCCUGUCGCAGUCUAAGCCUGUCGCAGUCUAAGCCUGUCGCAGUCUAAGCCUAUAGUAGUCUAAGCCUGUCGCAGUCUAAGCCUAUAGUAGUCUAAGCCUGUCGCAGUCUGAGCCUGUCGCAGUCUAAGCCUGUCGCAGUCUAAGCCUGUAGCAGUCUAAGCCUAUAGUAGUCUAAGCCUAUAGUAGUCUAAGCCUGUCACAGUCUAAGCCUGUCACAGUCUAAGCCUGUCACAGUCUAAGCCUGUCGCAGUCUAAGCCUAUAGUAGUCUAAGCCUGUCACAGUAUAAGCCUGUCACAGUCUAAGCCUGUCGCAGUCCGAGCCUAUAGUAGUCUAAGCCUGUUGCAGUCUGAGCCUAUAGCAGUCUGAGCCUGUAGCAGUCUGAGCCUGUCGCAGUCUGAGCCUGUCGCAGUCUGAGCCUAUAACAGUCUAAGCCUGUUGCAGUCUAAGCCUGUAGCAGUCUGAGCCUAUAGCAGUCUAAGCCUGUUGCAGUCUAAGCCUGUCGCAGUCUGAGCUUGUCGCAGUCUAAGCCUGUAGUCUAAGCCUGUAGCAGUCUAAGCCUAUAGCAGUCUAAGCCUGUAGCAGUCUGAGCCUAUAACAGUCUAAGCCUGUUGCAGUCUGAGCCUGUUGCAGUCUAAGCCUGUUGUAGUCUGAGCCUGUCGCAGUCUGAGCCUAUAACAGUCUAAGCCUGUAGCAGUCUGAGCCUAUAACAGUCUAAGCCUGUUGCAGUCUGAGCCUGUUGCAGUCUAAGCCUGUUGCAGUCUGAGCCUGUUGCAGUCUAGGCCUGUCGCAGUCUAAGCCUAUAGCAGCAUAACUAAGACCUGGUCCAAGCCUGAUCCAGCUCUAACUAUAAGCUUUAUCAAAAAGGAAAGUUUGAAGCCUACUCCUAAAAGUAGAGAGGGGGUCUGCCUCCCUGGACCCUGACUGGUAGAUGAUUCCAAAGGAGAGGGGCCUGACCUCCCAUACUACUGUUAACAUUGUUGCUAUCAUUGAUUUCAAAUGUUUACCCUUUGAAACUUCAGAUCUGCCUCUCUGCAGUAACAGUGUUGAGUUCAUGUGACAGUCACAGCUGGGAUCUUUCAGAGCUCUGCUGCUAAAUGUUCAUCAUGUAGAAGAGAGCAUGCUAAUAUCUUAGCAUGUUAGCAUCAGAUGAACCCUCUGUUCUUUUCACAUGCUCGUGUUUUUAUACUUCAUGUUUUUAUACUUUAAGUUUUCUGAUGUAUUAUUUUGUGUAAACUGUAUUUUCUUUUAACUGUACUAAAAAACAGACUCAAUAAAGGGAGCUCUGUACGCUU
Notolabrus celidotus (New Zealand spotty) is the source of this 7624-nucleotide messenger RNA. RefSeq names its product sodium channel protein type 4 subunit alpha B-like. The record is from RefSeq and is a predicted model, not a curated record. Gene Ontology annotation, molecular function: voltage-gated sodium channel activity; calcium ion binding. The transcript has 31 exons. Gene Ontology annotation, biological process: membrane depolarization during action potential; neuronal action potential; sodium ion transmembrane transport. Bases 167 to 5158 code for a protein of 1663 amino acids. Gene Ontology annotation, cellular component: plasma membrane; axon; voltage-gated sodium channel complex. Lineage: Eukaryota; Metazoa; Chordata; Actinopteri; Labriformes; Labridae.